ACCUCUGGCUCAGGGAGAGAGGGCCUCAUUCUUUCCCUCAGGAGAAAAAGAGUCGUGGUCCUGGCGAUCAUAAAGGCGUCGAGAGAGAGGCCGACAGUCUGACAGCCUUCCGCAACCCGCGUGACUGUAUUGGUAAUGUCGGGGUGGGCGCAUUUUUUGGAGCUAGAGGAAACCCUGCUCCCCCCACCCCUGCUCCUUGGUUCCUUCCACCCGGCAGUCUUUGGGGGACGUUGGGUGAGCCCAUUUCUGGGGCGCGGGGGAGCGGCGCUUGGCCCCUUCGGCGAUGGGUGGAGCCUAGGCCUGGGAGAGGAGGCCUGGGAGAGGAGUCCUGUCCCGGAGCACCCCGCCUGGAGAGGAGAGUUGGCGAGAAUUUCGGUGAUACUGCCGUUUAUCCCUUCCACCUUUUAGCGGGUCUGUCUGCUACCCGCUAUGCCGCUGCCCGUUGCGUUGCAGACCCGCUUGGCCAAGAGAGGCAUCCUCAAACAUCUCGAGCCCGAACCAGAGGAAGAGAUCAUUGCCGAGGACUAUGAUGAUGAUCCAGUGGACUAUGAGGCCACCCGGUUGGAGGGCCUGCCACCAAGCUGGUACAAGGUGUUUGACCCUUCCUGCGGGCUCCCUUACUACUGGAACGUGGACACAGACCUUGUGUCCUGGCUCUCCCCCCAUGACCCCAACUCCGUCGUUACCAAAUCUGCCAAGAAGCUCAGGAGCAAUAACGCAGAUGCUGAGGAGAAACUGGAUCGGAGCCACGAGAAAUCGGAAAGGGGCCAUGAGAAAUCAGAACGCAGCCACGAGAAGUCAGAACGCGGCCACGAGAAGUCGGAGCGCGGCCACGAGAAGUCUGACAGGGACCGGGAGCGUGGUUAUGACAAAGUAGACAGAGAGAGAGAGCGGGACCGGGACCGGGACCGGGACCGAGGGUACGACAAGGCGGACCGAGAAGAGGGCAAAGAACGGCGCCACCAUCGCCGGGAGGAGCUGGCUCCCUACCCCAAGAGCAAGAAGGCGGCAAGCCGGAAAGAUGAAGAAUUGGACCCCAUGGACCCCAGCUCGUACUCAGACGCACCCCGGGGCACGUGGUCAACAGGACUCCCCAAGCGGAACGAGGCCAAGACGGGUGCUGACACCACAGCAGCGGGGCCCCUCUUCCAGCAGCGCCCCUACCCGUCACCCGGGGCCGUGCUCCGGGCCAAUGCCGAGGCCUCCCGAACCAAGCAGCAGGACUGAACCUUCCCUGCCCCUCCCUGCACCUGCCCCCCCCCCCAGAGGCGGAGUGUGGGGGGGUAAUAAAAGCUUUUCAGUGGAUCGUG
Sus scrofa (pig) is the source of this 1310-nucleotide messenger RNA. It is a transcript of the gene PQBP1, whose product is annotated as polyglutamine binding protein 1. Gene Ontology annotation, cellular component: cytoplasm; nuclear body. The record is from RefSeq and is a predicted model, not a curated record. Gene Ontology annotation, biological process: alternative mRNA splicing, via spliceosome. Lineage: Eukaryota; Metazoa; Chordata; Mammalia; Artiodactyla; Suidae. Gene Ontology annotation, molecular function: ribonucleoprotein complex binding; protein binding.